Messenger RNA from Andrographis paniculata, 642 nucleotides. RefSeq lists its product as uncharacterized. The record is from RefSeq and is a predicted model, not a curated record. Gene Ontology annotation, biological process: regulation of DNA-templated transcription. The coding region runs from base 1 to 642 and encodes 213 amino acids. NCBI's taxonomy places the organism in Eukaryota, Viridiplantae, Streptophyta, Magnoliopsida, Lamiales, Acanthaceae. The transcript has a single exon. Gene Ontology annotation, molecular function: DNA binding.
AUGGAAGAGUUUCGACUAUCCGAAAAGGAUAUCAUUCUCCGUCUUCUUAAUGAAGUCAGCAAGGCCAGCGUGACAUUGCCGGCCAGCAUCAACGUCGAACUUCCAUUCCUCGACAUUUACGGCGACCAAGAUCCCGGGGUGAUCUUCAAAGACUACGACGAUCACAAAGAAAUUUACUUUCUCACCGAGCUCAAGCCACAACAACAUCCUCAGGGCUCAUAUGUUCGCAAAAGCGGAAAAAGGAGCUGGCAAUACAAGGACGACGAAUCAGACAUCAAAGACCUUUAUGGCAAAAAAAUAGGGACAAGAAAGGGUUUCUUCUACAUGGAGAUCCACUCUAACAGUUCUACAGGUAGUUAUGGAACAGAUUAUUUGAUGAGAGAAUAUAGCGUUGGUGACAAGUUCAAGAGGUGUAUCAGACAAGAUAGAAGAGAUUACGUACUCUGUACUGUGCAGAAGAAGGAUGGCUAUGACGUAGCUCACUUUGCUAAACCUCUGCAAGAAGCUAUCGUCGAUGUCGAAAGGUAUUUGGAUUUGAUUCUUGAAGCAAAUCCACUUGAGUCUGCACCGUUAUUGUAUUCUCCUGUCAAAGCUAUUCUAGCAUGUCUUAAUAGGGAUUCAAAUUUGAAUGAUGAUAAAUGA